AUGUCCAGUUCCAAACGUCGUCGAGUCUCACCCGAAGACGAAGAAUCCGAGGCACAACCGGCUGUCGUGCAGUCCUCCCCGGCGACGAGAAUCCCCGUCGACGACACCUUGUCGGCGAAUUUGGAUGCCAUUCCGCAACUCCUCAUUGUGGAAUUGCAAAAAGAUGAACCCGCCGAUGUCUUGGCGGCACUCCAACGCAUUUGCAAAAUGGUGGAAGCCAAUGACUGUGAGAACGACCAAGAUCCCGCCGUCAAGAAUUGGAAAGAAAUGAAGGAACUAGGGCCGAUUCCCUUGGUUGUGAUUUGCAUGCGCAAAUGGCCGCAUCAGCACGACAUUCAAAGCAUGGCAUGUGAUACACUGGCCAAUAUGGUGCAUGUCGCUGGAUCGGUGGGACGAUUGGCCAUUACCAAAUGCGGCGGUGUCGAAGUGGUCGUAAGAGCGAUUACCAAAUUUCAAUCUCCCGGCGACGUCGAACUCCAACGAGAAGCCAUCAGGACGCUGCAAAAUACAUUUGCCAUUAAAGAUGGCGAUCCCAAGGUCAUAUCCGAUGGCAUGAUUCGCUUUGUCAAGAAACUCAAGGGUGUUGAACUCAUUGUGGGAAUGACCAAGGCGUUCCCGGAUCAUGUCAGUCUACUCCACAGUACAUGCGGGUUAUUCUACAAUUUGUCCUGUUUCAAGGAGAAUCACGACAUGUUGGUCAAAAGUGGAGCCGUAGAGGCAGCGGCCGCCAUCCAAAAAAGGUAUUUCAACAAUGAUGACUUGAGGACGGAAGCAGAGGAAUUCUUGACCAAAAUGUUCACCACAAACUCCAAAAAGAAAUCUUGA
Molecule: messenger RNA, 825 nt
Organism: Seminavis robusta
Lineage: Eukaryota; Bacillariophyta; Bacillariophyceae; Naviculales; Naviculaceae
Source: the annotation of a GenBank genome assembly